GAUUGGUCCACAUCGCUCCUGGGCAUGGCAUGGAAGAUUAUGAAACUUGCAGAGAAUUGAAUUUAGAUGCAUUUUGUCCGGUUGAUGAUUUUGGAAGAUUUACUUCUGAAGUUGGCGAGCCUUCUUUCGAGGGUAAAGCUGUGUUAACAGAGGGAACCACAGCUGUCAUUGAAUAUUUAAAGGCAAACAAAAUAUUGUUAAAGGAACAAAAACACACUCAUAAAUAUCCGUAUGAUUGGAGAACAAAGAAACCGAUCAUUUUAAGAGCUACAUCGCAAUGGUUUGCCAAU
Ambispora gerdemannii is the source of this 290-nucleotide messenger RNA. The record is from the annotation of a GenBank genome assembly. NCBI's taxonomy places the organism in Eukaryota, Fungi, Glomeromycota, Glomeromycetes, Archaeosporales, Ambisporaceae.